Molecule: messenger RNA, 1324 nt
Organism: Belonocnema kinseyi
Lineage: Eukaryota; Metazoa; Arthropoda; Insecta; Hymenoptera; Cynipidae
Exons: 1
Coding region: 647-1324 (225 amino acids)
Source: RefSeq, a predicted model, not a curated record
AUAUAAUAUGUUUAAUUUAUUCCUUAUGGAAAUUAUUCUCUUUAGACUGUAAAAGAAAUCCUGUGCAUAAUAUUUCAUGAAAAAAAAUAUUUAGGGGACAUUCUAGACCAUUAACUGCAAUUACAUUCCUUGUAUUCUAAGCCCGAUAAUAUCUUCAAAUUCUUUCAUUUUCGUAAAAUUUACACUCAGAAAAAAUUUCAUUUGAAUAAAAAAAAACAAUUGUUUGACCCUAUGUUAAGAACUUGUUUAAUUCAAAUCAAAUUUGUUUAACCCUUAUGUAGGCAACCAACUUUCUCCACGUUGAUGAGCAACCGGGUAGCCGGGUACCCACCUGUGGUUUUUCAUAUUUCUUGAGUAUUUGUAUGAUUUAAAUCAAUCUAAAACGAUCCCAUUUGAUAAAUAAACAUAAAUAAAAACUACUUGGACUAUUUCCAUGACAUAUACGUAAGUGGAGAUGUCGUAAAUGGAAAUAGGAGCAGAUUUUUCGAGGGCACAGCUGAGGGCGCACGGUCAGUUUGAAUGUUCGCGGGUCGGCAGCUGGUAAAGUUGGAAAUGUUCGUGAGAAAAACCAAGGAGAGAGAGUUGUAAAAGAACUUGCUCCUCCGUUCAAGAAUACUGGAAGAAUAAACCCUAUAUUCCUAAAGAAAUGGCUCCUAAUAAAUAUAGAGCUGAAUACUCCACUCUCUUUGGUUUUCACGAACGUAAUGUUACCAUUUGCUCGUAUGUUCCAAAACAAAAGAAAGCUGUAAUCUUGCAUUCCACUAUGCAUCUCGAUUCUGCUGUUCAUGACGAUGAAAAAAAGAAACCACACAUGAUCACUGACUAUAAUAAGUAUAAAACUGGCGUUGGUGCGAUGGAUCAGAUGGUAGGCCGUUAUAUAACUCAUAGGCGGACUCAAAGAUGGCCACUUGCAGUGCGUGUUAAUAUCUUAGACGUUGCUGCACUCGCCGCGUGUAUAAUAUACUAUGGAAAUAAUAAUAUGCUCAAAAAGCAUACCAAUCAGCGUCGUGUUUUCUUACGCCAGUUGAGUGAAGAAUUGUGUAAACCUUUGAUUGAAGAUCGAUCUUUAAAUAAUCAAGUAAUGCGCCACCACUCUACCAAAAAUGCAAUCGAAGACAUUCUUGGCGUUCAUCUCGGCGCUGAUCCUGAUGUCGAAAGAAAUGUUGAGCCUCGAGAUAGUACUGGUAGGGUAAAAGUCACUGGUUCCUGCCAUCUUUGUUAUCGAUCAGUAAUUAAAAGACGUAGAAAGACAAGAAAACGUUGUGAACAAUGUGGAAAACCUGUAUGCGAUGAACAUUCCCCAAACAAAAAUAUUCUGUUGUGA